AAAUCUGAUGAAGGGCACUAUGUAUGUACGGCAGUGGAUCCGCGAACAGGUGCCAGUGCUGAUGCUCCACCAGCACACAUUGGUGUUCGACAACUGUCAAGGCUAGCGCCACAGGUAGACCCCAUUGAGCAGUCCGUUCCUGAGGGUUCUCCAUUCCGAAUCCGAUGCUGGGUUCCCGGAAAUCCGCAUGUGCAUCUCACAUGGAGUAAGGCUGAAGGCGAAAUCAACGACGACUCCGAGCAAAAUCAAGGCAUUCUCACCGUAAAUCGAGCCGCACUCUCUGAUGAGGGAGACUAUAUCUGUUCGGCCGAGGAUCCAAGGACUGGCGAAGAAGCACAGGCACCUCCUGCCACUGUUCACGUCACGACGCCAAUACUGCCGCCAGACGUCAGCGCCGUUGAGCGAGGUCCCGAAAUUUCCCCACCUAUACAAACAGUGACCGAAGGCGAUCCCGCAAGCAUAAGGUGCUGGGUUGAUGGUCACCCAGAGGCAGCUCUUACAUGGAAGCGUGCCGAUGGCGCUCCACUGCCAUUUGGGGCAACGGAUGAAGGUGGAGUCCUGGCUAUCAGCAGUACACUGAUGAGUGAUGAAGGAGAAUAUAUUUGUACCUACACUCCACCUGGCGGUCAUCCUAAGGAUUCAGCACCUAGUAGGCUCAACGUUAAACCACGUACGUUGCUUCUUUUCGUUGUUCAUAUCUUAAUUCUUGCCUAA
This is a messenger RNA of Strongylus vulgaris, 714 nucleotides long. Lineage: Eukaryota; Metazoa; Nematoda; Chromadorea; Rhabditida; Strongylidae. The record is from the annotation of a GenBank genome assembly.